AUGAGAGUGCAGGCUUGCGGAAGGAGGUUUUCCACGACCUCGUUCACGCUCCAGGGCCAGAACCUUGUGGAAAAGAUUGUACAAAAGUACGCUGUGGGCUUGCCUAAGGACAAGGUGGUCCACACAGGCGACUACGUGUCGAUCCAGCCUGCACACGUGAUGUCGCAUGACAACUCGUGGCCCGUGGCACUCAAGUUUAAGGGGCUUGGCGCCAAGAAGGUGAAGGACAACCGGCAAAUUGUGAACACGUUGGAUCACGACGUGCAGAACAAGACGGAGAAGAACCUCACCAAGUACGAGAACAUCAAGAACUUUGCAAAGGAGCAGGGUAUUGACUUCUAUCCAGCAGGAAGGGGUAUCGGGCAUCAGAUCAUGAUCGAGGAGGGGUACGCCUUCCCUGGGAACAUGACUGUUGCGUCGGACUCCCACUCAAACACCUACGGUGGUAUCGGGGCGCUUGGAACAGCCAUCGUGCGGACAGACGCGGCCGCCAUCUGGGCGACGGGUCAGACCUGGUGGCAGAUUCCACCUGUGGCGAACGUCGUCUUGGAAGGAGAGUUGCCAAAGGGGACCACGGGUAAGGACAUUAUUGUGGCGCUUUGCGGAUUGUUCAACAACGACGAGGUGUUGAACCAUGCGAUAGAGUUCACCGGAGAGGCGGUAAAACACCUUCCUGUCGACUACCGGUUGACGAUCGCCAACAUGACAACGGAAUGGGGUGCGUUGAGCGGAGUGUUCCCCAUCGACGAGACGCUUGUCAACUGGUACACGAACAGACUGCUAAGGGUGGGGCCUAACCACCCAAGAAUCAACGUUAAGACCGUUGAGAACUUGCAGCAAAACAAGGUCACAGCCGACGAGGAUGCCUUCUAUGCCAAGACCUUGAGAAUCGACCUUUCGACCUUGAGUCCGUACGUGGCCGGGCCUAAUUCCGUCAAGAUCGGCACCUCUAUCGACAAGUUGAGUUCCAAAAACAUGAAGAUCAACAAGGCGUACUUGGUCUCGUGCACGAACUCCCGUUUGUCCGACAUCAAGGCGGCUGCAGACGUGGUCAAGGGCAACAAAAUUGCGCCUGGGGUCGAGUUCUACAUUGCUGCGGCCUCGUCGGAGGUUCAGCAGGACGCCGAGGCAGACGGUGCAUGGAAAACCUUGAUUGAAGCCGGAUGCAUCCCGUUGCCGGCCGGGUGUGGCCCCUGUAUUGGCUUGGGUGCCGGUUUGUUGAAGGAGGGGGAGAUCGGUAUCUCUGCCACGAACAGAAACUUCAAGGGCCGGAUGGGCUCCAAGGACGCUCUUGCGUUCUUGGCCUCUCCUGAGGUUGUUGCCGCUUCCGCCGUUUUGGGCAAGAUUGCAGCCCCAGAAGAGGUUGCCGGCGAGCCAUGCCAUCCUGCCACAGAGGUGAAGAAGGUGGUCACGGUGAACAAGAAGCCCGAGAGUACCACAGACGCUGCUUCAGCAGAGGCUGCAUCUGCGUCUGCAUCCUCGUCGUCCGUGUUGGAGGGCUUCCCCGAGCUGAUCGAGGGAGAGGUCAUCUUCUGUGACGCGGACAACGUCAACACUGACGGGAUCUACCCGGGUAAGUACACGUACCAGGACGACGUGCCUAGAGAGAAGAUGGCUGAGGUGUGCAUGGAGAACUACGACUCGGAGUUUGGCAGCAAGACGCACGCAGGCGACAUCAUUGUGUCUGGCUUCAACUUUGGCACAGGAUCCUCGAGAGAACAGGCGGCCACCGCCAUCCUAGCCAGAGACAUCAAGCUCGUUGCGGCCGGCUCAUUCAGCAACAUCUUCGGCCGGAACUCGAUCAACAACGCCUUGUUGACGCUCGAGCUUCCGGACCUCAUCCACAAGUUGAGAGCCAAGUACGCCGGCUCCGAGAAGGAGCUGACCCGCAGAACGGGCUGGACGCUGAAGUGGGACAUUCCAAACUCCCUCGUCACCGUCUCCAACGAGGCCGGCGACGUCGUCCUCACAAACAAGGUCGGCGAGUUGGGCACCAACUUGCAGGAGAUCAUCAUCGAAGGCGGCUUGGAAGGCUGGGUGAGAGCGCAGUUGAAGCAGCAAGCGGCCUGA
Messenger RNA from Pichia membranifaciens NRRL Y-2026, 2070 nucleotides. RefSeq lists its product as hypothetical. The record is from RefSeq and is a predicted model, not a curated record. Gene Ontology annotation, biological process: L-lysine biosynthetic process. The transcript has a single exon. The coding region runs from base 1 to 2070 and encodes 689 amino acids. Gene Ontology annotation, molecular function: 4 iron, 4 sulfur cluster binding; homoaconitate hydratase activity. Lineage: Eukaryota; Fungi; Ascomycota; Pichiomycetes; Pichiales; Pichiaceae.